AUUGUUGAAAAAUGUUUACACAUGUGAUUUUGUGUAUAUUUUUCGUUGUUAAUUUAGUUGACGGUCAUUUAAAAGAUAUGGGCGAAGUGACAGUUAACUGGACUGCUAUGUUUUAUGAACUUGAAGAUAGAAUAGUAGGUGGUGAACCGACUAAUUUGAAGCGGUAUCCUUUCAAUGUCCAGUUCUUCAACUACGGUGGCAUGUGCGGUGGCACUAUACUCACCAGCAAGACUGUUAUGACCGCAGCUCACUGUUUCGACCAUAAUCGAAAUAUAGCUGAAAUGACUAUAUUGUCCAAUUCGCGUUUUAUAUUCGAUCCCCAAGCUCACACACACGAAGUAUGGGAUUUCAAAGUACAUGAAUAUUACAAUACAAGUGCAAUGUUCUCUAACGAUAUAGCUCUCAUACUAGUGCAUUAUGAGUUCCAGUUCGACGAGAAUGUAAAGCGAGCUGUUCUUUGUGAUACUGAUACAUGGAUGAAUGAAAAUGAAGUCUUCGAAGCCACCGGCUGGGGGGAGAUUAAGUACAAAGGUGAACUGUCUAACAGUGGACUGAUGAGGACUCAUCUUCGAUACGUGCCACCAAAUAAAUGUAUGAAGUCAAACAAGGUCAUCCUCACUCCUGAUAUAUUUUGUUUGUUCGGCGAUGGUCAGAGGGACACCUGUAAAGGAGAUUCGGGAGGAGGAAUAUUGUGGAAUGAUGUAAUAGUUGGCAUCGUGUCCCACGGUAACGGGUGUGCAGUAGCACCGGCGAUGUAUACCAACGUAUUUUACUUCAGAACCUGGAUCUACAGAACUAUUCGGAAGCUCAACGAGUCAUAUUGUCAAUUUCAUAAAUCCCGUAGCCACGUUAAACCAUGA
This is a messenger RNA of Papilio machaon (common yellow swallowtail), 860 nucleotides long. RefSeq names its product trypsin delta-like. NCBI's taxonomy places the organism in Eukaryota, Metazoa, Arthropoda, Insecta, Lepidoptera, Papilionidae. The transcript is spliced from 4 exons. The record is from RefSeq and is a predicted model, not a curated record. Gene Ontology annotation, biological process: proteolysis. Gene Ontology annotation, molecular function: serine-type endopeptidase activity. Bases 12 to 860 code for a protein of 282 amino acids.